AUUGAACAUCGAUGACCCACGGGAAAAUUCGAAUCCUAACCUGUAGGUCACGUUUCCAGCACUGGUAAACCACUUAGUUCCAUUCAUGUGUUGUGUGUAGUAGUCAGUAUAUUUUCUACAACACUGAGCAUUAUUCCUGCCGAAAACCUAGCAAUCAUCUUAGGAAUGCUUUUGUGACCGGAUUUAAUGUUAUAUUGCCUGGGUUCUAAGCCUUAUGUGCGAUAAAGUGCAAAUGAUUCGUGGUAAUCUUCCUCGAGUAUAGUUAUGUUGAUGUCUGACAUCAUUUUUAAUGGAUUGAUGAAAUAAGCAAUCAACAAAGUUCCUGUUGGAGUGUCCAAUCAGCGUGCUUAAGUGAAUUUUCAACCGCUUCUUUGGAUAGCGCUUUCCGGAUUUACCAGAAUAAUAGCCGUCUAACUGGACUUUUCACCGUGAUCAUCCUGAAAGACUGAACCGUUUUCUGAUAAAACAACCUUCACUCCCCCCGUCUUUGCAAAUGGGAAAAAAGCACACUUUCAGUUAUUCUCGAAAUCGAAAGCGAUUAGGCAGAAAAGAGAAGGCAAAAUUAAAAAUUAGAAAUCCAGUCAUUAAUUCGGCUUGGAAGCAUGGAUUAUCUGUCAAAUCAAAUUUUGAUCGUUUGGGUUUAGCUUACGAUGCGAAUGAAGUACUUGGAAAUCAGGUUUUAACAAAUGGCGAGUAUGAUAAUAAUGAUGCAAUCACAAAAAAUAUGCGACAACGGAAAAAGACUAAUGUCGUAAAAGUUUUAGAACAGUUAGCCAAACAUAAAAAACAAAAACCUGUGUUUGUAUCCGAAGAUGAUCAGUUGUUUUGCAUAUACAACUUAGAGAUGUAUGCUGAGGAUGAUUUUGAAUCUAUGAGCAGAGAUCCAAAGAAUGUUUAUCAGUUGACAUCCAAACAGAUCGAACGACUAAUCAAUAAAUUUAAACAAACCUCUGGCUUUCAAAAGUAUCUUGAAGAUAAGCAGUCAGGAGAGCUUGCCAUCGAUGAGUUGUUUAAUCAAGAACUAAUGUAAAUAUAUUAUUUUGCUAAAAAUAUAGUAAUUUUGAAUUUU
Schistosoma rodhaini is the source of this 1069-nucleotide messenger RNA. NCBI's taxonomy places the organism in Eukaryota, Metazoa, Platyhelminthes, Trematoda, Strigeidida, Schistosomatidae. The record is from the annotation of a GenBank genome assembly.